UAGUUUAUCCACAUCUUUUAAAGUGGGAACCGAGCAAGUCACAGAGAUGGAUCCAACUCACCUUCUACAAGCUCUUUCAGUGUAGACUGCCUAAAACUGAAGGGUUCCACGUUACCCUGAGCACCAUGAUCACUGAUUCAUCUAGUCCAGCAGAGCUGUAUGAGGACAAUGCUUCCCUGUUGUCCUUAGACUCCAGCGUAUUUUUUAGUGAGCCUGCCCUGCCAAGCGAUGAUCCGCUGGACUUCUUCAUUAUAAAUGUCGGAGGCAGUCGCUACAUCCUCUCUCAGGAAUUGUUGGCCUCUCAUCCGGAGACUCGUCUGGGUAAGCUCGCCCUCUCAUCACGAGAUUCUGCUUUAGAUCUGUGCGACGAUGCAGAUUUCCUCGAAAAUGAGUUCUUUUUUGACCGCAACUCACAGACGUUCCAGUAUAUCAUGAACUUUUACAAGACGGGUCACUUGCAUGUGCGAGAAGAGCUUUGUGUGAUCUCCUUCCUGCAAGAGAUUGAGUACUGGGGCAUUGAUGAGCUCCGCAUUGACAGCUGUUGCAGGGACAAGUAUUACCGCAGAAAGGAGAUGAAGGAGUCGUUGGAUAUUCGUAAGGAUACUGAAACAGUGGAUGAUGAGGAAGAGGACUUUACUGGAGUCCUGUGCCAGGAUUUGCGCCAACGCUUAUGGGACGUCAUGGAGAAACCGGACUCCUCCAAGGCAGCAAAGAUGUUUGGCACACUGUCCAUGUUCUUUGUGGUGCUCUCCAUUGUGAACAUGGCUCUGAUCUCCCUUGAAUUUUAUAUUCUUGAAGCACCCUUCAUCUUGGAUGCUCUUGAGUACAUCUGCAUCAUUUGGUUCACUGGUGAGCUAGUGCUCAGGUUUAUGUGUGUUAGAGAUAAGUGUAAAUUCAGUAGGAGCGUGGUGAACAUUAUUGACCUUCUGGCUAUUCUGCCCUUCUACGUGACUCUGGCCGUUGAGAGCCUGCAUGGAGGAUCUACAGAGCUGGAGAACGUUGGGCGGGUAGUUCAGGUCCUGCGACUGAUGAGGUCACUCAGGAUGCUUAAACUUGGCCGACACUCUACAGGUCUCAAGUCACUGGGUUUGACGAUAGCCCAGUGCUAUGAAGAAGUUGGCCUCCUUAUGCUUUUCCUAUCUGUUGGCAUCUCCAUCUUUGCCACUGUGGAAUACGCCAUCGAACACGACAUACCAGAGACCACCUUCAUCAACGUGCCCAGUGCCUGGUGGUGGGCUACCACCUCCAUGACCACAGUUGGCUACGGAGACAUCCGUCCUGAUACGGCCCUGGGAAAGGUGAUGGCUUUUAUCUGCAUCCUAUCUGGCAUUCUCAUCCUCUCACUACCUAUCGCCAUCAUCAACGAUCGCUUUUCCACCUGCUACUUCACGCUUAAAAUGAAAGAAGCGGCACUGCGGCACGGAGAGGCACUGAAGCGUUUGACGCGCAACUCGGCCUCGGAUGUGUCCGUGAUAGGGGUGAACCUGCGUGACGCCUACGCCAGAAGUGUGCUGGAGAUGCUUCGAUUGCAGGGGCGGGAGAGAGCCAGCACACGCAGCAGUGCAGGAGAUAUCUGGUGGUAGCAGUAGACCUACUUUUACAUACUAACAGAAAGAGAUAAAGAAUAAGUGAGUGUGUGAUAAGUGAGAGAGGUCUUUUGAAAGAACACAGUGUAUAAUUUUUGCGCC
Messenger RNA from Xyrauchen texanus (razorback sucker), 1688 nucleotides. RefSeq names its product potassium voltage-gated channel subfamily V member 1-like. NCBI's taxonomy places the organism in Eukaryota, Metazoa, Chordata, Actinopteri, Cypriniformes, Catostomidae. Bases 126 to 1583 code for a protein of 485 amino acids. Gene Ontology annotation, cellular component: voltage-gated potassium channel complex; membrane. Gene Ontology annotation, molecular function: voltage-gated potassium channel activity; protein binding. Gene Ontology annotation, biological process: protein homooligomerization; potassium ion transmembrane transport. The record is from RefSeq and is a predicted model, not a curated record. The transcript is spliced from 3 exons.